AUGACUACACGCAAGGAUGUCUUGGUGGCUAAAGUGCAACAAUUACAAAAAGACCUCAAAGAAGCCGCUGUGUUGAAUACAAAACUCCUCCAAGAGCAGGAAGAGAGUGAACAGGAAUUUGAGCGUGUUGUUCGAACAAAUACAACUCUCAAAAGUCAGCUUGCAAACCAGGAUAUUGAAUUUGAGGACAUGCAAGGGCAGCGGGAUGAACUUCAGGCUGCUGUUGACCGGUUCCAGCAAUGCCAGGAGAUACACGAGCAGGCAUUGCAACGCAUUCAGGACCUGGAACAACAGCUGGAGGAGUCAGAGUCAAAAAAUAUUUGCAAGUAUUGCUCCGGCCAGUCCGGACCGCCUAACAAUAAUUUAAGUAUUUUUGCUGAAUUUAAUAGUUUUGAACUAGAUUUAGAUAAUGAAAACACAGAACCGGGCAGCGGCUACCCUCUGCGCAUGGACUCGCCGCGGCCUCCGACGCGCCCCGUGGCACCGGAGUCGCCCGCGCUGCGCGCCGUCCUGGCCGCACCGUGCUCGCCAGCGCUGCGCGCCCUCUUCGCCUCGCGCGCUUCCCUCGCACCCGAGCUGCGCCGCAGUCCCGAGCCUGCCCCCAGCCCCGUGGACACCACGCCACUGCAGCCAUCAUCACCGCCGAGCCUUAUUGAGCGAGCGUGCCUUGUCGAGCUGGCUCCGUCGCCGCCGAGCCUUGUCAAGCUGGCUUUGUCGCUGCUGACCUAUGUCGAGCCAGCUCCGACGCCGCUGCCCUUCGUGGAGCCGGCGGCCUCGCUGCCGAGCCUCGUGGAGCCGGCGGCCUCGCUGCCGAGCCUCGUGGAGCCGGCGGCCCAGCCGCCGUGCCCUCCGGCAGGCCGCGCGCCCGCGCCGCCCGCCCCGGCUCGGGCGCCGCCCCGGCUCGGGCGCCGCCCCCGCGCCGCGCCCCGAGCCCGCGCGGCGGCCCCCGCCGCACCAUCCUAUACUCUGACGAGGUGGGCUCCGGCCUUGGCGCGCUGCUGGCGGAGCGCUUGUCGCAGGGCGUCCUCAACAACUGUCACCCGGGGACCUCCGCCGAUCAACUGA
Messenger RNA from Cydia pomonella (codling moth), 1065 nucleotides. RefSeq lists its product as uncharacterized. The coding region runs from base 1 to 1065 and encodes 354 amino acids. The transcript has 2 exons. Lineage: Eukaryota; Metazoa; Arthropoda; Insecta; Lepidoptera; Tortricidae. The record is from RefSeq and is a predicted model, not a curated record.